ACUUCAAAUUUCUCUAUGCAGAACUACUCACUUUGGCAAUGGCCACUUCAAAACAACUAGAAGUUCACAGAGAAGACCAUACUCCAUCAAAAUGGAGUGUUUCUUUGGGAGAAGAAGCUUUCAGAAGAUUUCUAGGGCAAGCUAAUCCGGUUGUGCAAAAGGUAUUCGGCGAUGGCUCGUUGUUCAGUCCAUUGCUGUUCGGAAAGUUCUUCGAUCCAGCUGAUGCUUUUCCGCUGUGGGAGUUUGAGUCGGAUUUGUUAUUGUCCAACCUCCGCAACUCAGGAAAAUCAACGAUCGAUUGGUUUCAGAUUGAUCAAGAAUAUGUUCUCCAGGCAGAAUUACCAGAAGCUGUGAGAAACACAAUGCAGAUCUUCAUAGAGAAUGGGAAGGUCUUAGAGAUAAGUGGUCAGUUGAAGCAGCAGCAGCAGAGGGAAAGCAAGACGAUCAUCGACUGGCGAAGUGUCAACUGGUGGGAGCAUGGAUAUGUUCGGCGGCUCGAGUUGCCCGACGAUGCUGAUUGGCGGAGAAUGGAGGCGCGUGUCAAAAACGACAUGGUUAUCGAGGUAAAAAUUCCCAAGUUGGAAGCCAAUCAAAGUGCUGAAUCAAAGAACAAAGAUUCUGAAGAUGUAUAAGAAGUUGAGCAACUGUCUCCUUAUGAAAAUGUUCGACUCAAACACAUAUAAUUUACAUCUGCUUUGUGAUGAACUAAAAGGCAUGGAUGCAUCUGAUCAGAUAUGUGUAUGUUGCUGACCAAGUUUAUAUAUGAAUGGGAAUACAAAUAUAUACUUUCAGUUUA
Molecule: messenger RNA, 796 nt
Organism: Momordica charantia (bitter melon)
Lineage: Eukaryota; Viridiplantae; Streptophyta; Magnoliopsida; Cucurbitales; Cucurbitaceae
Product: HSP20-like chaperones superfamily protein
Source: RefSeq, a predicted model, not a curated record